AUGGUUGAUGCUUUGGUGAAGGCCAAACUUGCGAAGCGCAUUGAGCAGGCUGGACUUCGGCAUUUGUCCUACCACGACAAGCGGCGAAACUUUGAGGCUGAUUUGGAGAGACUCGCCACUUAUCCUGAGCAGAUCCUGGUGAUCAACAUGAACUACCGGAUGAUCCGCUCGUUGUUUGAGGCUGUGGCGCUGCACGAGGCAGUGCAUCGAUUCGGUCUGCCGGAGAAAGCGCCGCCUUUCCUGGCCGCGGAGAUCUUUGAUGCGCUCUUUGCGCCGACCCAGCUCUUGCGGCAGGAGCUGCACGUGCUGCGACAAGAGCUGGACGUGCCUAGGGGUACCAACUUUAUUGCGAUCCAUCUUCGUACUGGUCAGAUUGCCUACGAUCCAAGUCGCCAUGGGGCUGACGAGCUGGAGGUUUUCCUGGCAUGUGCGCGGAGAGCUGAAAAGGAUGUGGGCGAAGCGCUGUGGCUCUUGGCCACAGACUCGGAGAACUUGGCGCAGCAAGCACUGGAGCUGCCGGAGGCGAAGUCGGGCAAGUUGCGCUUGCCACAUGCACGAGGACGAGUGCAUAUUGAUCGUUCGGAUCUGGGAGAAACGCUUAAUGGUGCCACUGCGAACUACGCCGAAUGGCUCCUCUUUGGGCAAGCAGCAGCAGUGAUCCUCUCUCGAAGUUACUUCGGGGAAACGGCCGCAGAGAUUGGUCGUGUGCGUCACGCCUAUUUUGCGCCCGGCAACGGCUGCGUCCGGACCGACCUGAGCUCCUCGUGA
Molecule: messenger RNA, 768 nt
Organism: Cladocopium goreaui
Lineage: Eukaryota; Dinophyceae; Suessiales; Symbiodiniaceae
Source: the annotation of a GenBank genome assembly